Molecule: messenger RNA, 2380 nt
Organism: Planococcus citri (citrus mealybug)
Lineage: Eukaryota; Metazoa; Arthropoda; Insecta; Hemiptera; Pseudococcidae
Product: zinc finger protein 394-like
Exons: 4
Coding region: 980-1873 (297 amino acids)
Biological process (GO): regulation of transcription by RNA polymerase II
Cellular component (GO): nucleus
Molecular function (GO): DNA-binding transcription factor activity, RNA polymerase II-specific
Source: RefSeq, a predicted model, not a curated record
UUGGCAAUUUAAUUUCACUGAAAUUUCAUAUUUGUACGUUGAUUUUCAGUGAUUUUAUUGCUUCAAAUCAUUUUGAAAACAUUCGCUGUGAGGAUCGAUUUAGAUAACGUCAUGAACGAACGGUUAAUUUGAAAGAUGAAACGAUUCGAGUACGAUUAAUUAGAUGGCCUUGCAAUACUAAGCUUGUAAACGUAUGAAUGACGUACAUGAACAUGUGAUUGUAAUGUAUGAUUCAUCCUUUUGUUUCGUCGGUGACCUGAAAACUGAAAAGUGAAAUGUACCUACUCAUUCGUCCUCGUAUAAGUUCAGUAUUUUCUGAAAUAAUCGAAUGCAUUGCUCUUGAGGUCUUGAUUAUUUAUACCUAGUUUAUAAUGUGUGAAAUUUAUAAAUUUGGAGUUUUUGAACAUUUGAACCAUUGUAAUUGUAAGUACAUGUAGGUAUGUAUUAUUUUAGUCAUUAAAAAAAAUUCAUUUGUCGGAUGUCGGAUCUUUCAACUCAUCUCGAUUGCCGACACCGUUCCUCUGGAUUCUGGACACCUUUUUUUUAAAAAUUUGUAUCUUAGUUGUAUCGUAUCGAGCAAUUCUGAAUUUGAAGGCUUCAGCAAAUAGUAACGGACUGAUACAUUAAAUUAAAUCAUUGAAAGUAUUUUAGAAAAUAGGAAAAAAAAACCAGAAAAUAAAAAUUUUUAAAAAAAUUCAAAAAUUUUGAAACUUUUGAAAGCGAAAAUAGCGACCUCUGGUUUGUAGAUUAAAAGUGCGAAUCAAUGAACUGAACCACAUGAAAAAACCUGAAUCCUGCGAAAAACCCGCUCUUUCUUGUUUGUUUUAUUUUCAUUUGAUAUGACGAAAUGAGGUGAGGCAAAGCAUUGUUCUAUUGCACAAUCGAUUGUAAUUUUUGUAGCUGGAGCAAUAAUAUUCUCUAUUCAGUUCAAGCAUAAAUUUAGGAGUAAUUUCGCGAAAUACCUCGUUCAAUCUGAAUAAUGUCAUCGAAGAAUAACGUUUGUACGAUGCAGUUCGUUUACAACUAUGAAGAUGGUAUACAAAGUUACGAAAAAUUAUUGGAGAAAAACUUCAUCAAACUUUCUGAGUACUCGAAAUGUCGAGAUGCUUCUUCCUCAGAGUUAGAAGAAAUGAACGACGUGUACAUAGUUGUGAAGAAGUGCCUCAACACAGCCCAAGAGAGUAUUGCAACGUUAAAAUCGGAGUAUAGUGAUUUAACACAACACUUCUUGCAUGUUUCCGAAAAUAAUUUCAAAUACGAAUUCCUAAGCUACUUGGAACGUCAAGAGGUACUGAGAAUGAGGUUUCUCGAAUUCAUCUAUAAAUUCAAACUUUUGAACUCUCGUUUGGAUGAUAUUCUGUGUGGCAAGGUUGUCGAAACGAUGAAUGAAGAUUCCGCCGAAAGUCCAUCAGAAUCUGCCCAUGCUACUGACGAUAAUUUGAACACCAAAUUCGAUUCGUCUUCUGGUUUGGAAUUAGGUACUUCGGAGUCAUUUCCAAAAUUCGAUUCUCCUAUGGCUUCUGCGACCGAAAUCUUGGAAUCGUUGUCUCGUAAUGAAGGUGGCGAAGUAUACUACUCAACUAUUACCAGUACUUUGAAACUUCGCAAAUCAUACGUUUGCGUCACUUGUGGUCGUCGUUUAAGUACGAGAAAUGCUCUGAAAGCCCACAUAUUAACUAUACAUCAAGGUGUGAAACCAUUUAGCUGCGCCGUAUGUGGCCAGAAAUUUACGCAGAGAUCUGGUAGAAAUCGUCACCAGCAAACGGCUCAUGUGGAAGGAAAACCCUACUGCUGUACGAGUUGUGAUAAAAGAUUCAAAAGUGAGUUCAAUUUGGAAAGGCAUUUGAAACGUAAUCAUUGCACACUGAAGUAGGCAUCAAUAACGAGUGAUUCGACGACUCGAAAUCAACUCGAUCGUUCUCGUGAUUUUGUCUGUAGUUCCUGUUGCAUAGUUGAAUGUAUCCUCGACAUUGUUUUUUUUUCGGUGAAUUUUGUUGUAUUAUUUUUUUAGCCUUUUUAAUAUCUAAUUGGCUUUCCUAGUGCAUUUUAACUCAUUACUUUUUUAACUCUUUUGACUAAGUAGGUAUAUAAUUUAUGAUUUAGGUUAGGAAGUGUUGAAUUUUAGUGCCUUCAUGGUCGUUUUUUAGUUUAUUAAAUACCUGUUAGACUGAUUCAAAGUUCCAUUAGUUAGGUCUUCCUAUAGUUCCUUGUGUUAUGUUUUUAUUUUUUUAAGAUGAAAAUAGGAAUACACGAUAUGGGUCAUUGUGAACUGUUUAGCAUUAAAAAUUGGCUGAAUAAAUUUAUUUAUCUGAAUACAUCGACUUCGAACGAAAUGGAAAGAAUUUUGUGCGCAGCUUUAAUAAAAAGACUUUAUUUUUCA